Molecule: messenger RNA, 598 nt
Organism: Dipodomys ordii (Ord's kangaroo rat)
Lineage: Eukaryota; Metazoa; Chordata; Mammalia; Rodentia; Heteromyidae
Gene: Clec2l
Product: C-type lectin domain family 2, member L
Exons: 5
Coding region: 1-579 (192 amino acids)
Source: RefSeq, a predicted model, not a curated record
AUGACGGUGUUCAAGUGGGAGCAUGGCAGAAUUGGAACUGGUUCUCAGUUGGUGGCCAUCAGAGUCACCUGGAGUGCUCUUUACAACCCAGCUGGCUUGGCGGAGCCCUGGCUUGGGGCUGGAGACACCACCACGCGGCUCUUGCUGGGGGCCAUCGCCGUCCUGCUUUUUGCCAUCCUGGUGGUGAUGAGCAUCUUGGCUUCGAAGGGCUGCAUCAAGUGCGAAGCGCCCUGCCCGGAGGACUGGCUGCUCUUCGGCAGGAAAUGCUACUUUUUCUCCGAGGAGCCGAGGGACUGGAACACGGGCAGGCAGUACUGCCACAGCCACGAGGCGGCGCUCGCUGUCAUCCAGAGCCAGAAGGAGCUGGAGUUCAUGUUCAAGUUCACGAGGAGGGAGCCCUGGAUUGGCCUGCGGAGAGUUGGGGACGAAUUCCACUGGGUCAAUGGGGACCCAUUUGAUCCGGACACAUUCAGCAUCUCCGGUCCAGGGGAAUGUGUGUUCGUGGAGCCCACCAGGCUGGUGUCGACAGAGUGUCUCAUGACCCGGCCCUGGGUGUGCAGCAAGAUGGCCUACACGUGAGGGACCGCAGGCUGGAGGC